Molecule: messenger RNA, 1844 nt
Organism: Drosophila novamexicana
Lineage: Eukaryota; Metazoa; Arthropoda; Insecta; Diptera; Drosophilidae
Gene: mtDNA-helicase
Product: twinkle protein, mitochondrial
Exons: 3
Coding region: 1-1833 (610 amino acids)
Biological process (GO): mitochondrial DNA replication
Cellular component (GO): mitochondrion
Molecular function (GO): ATP binding; single-stranded DNA binding; 5'-3' DNA helicase activity
Source: RefSeq, a predicted model, not a curated record
AUGAGACUCGCCGGUUUUAUUAAACCGCUGCUGUUGCGCGUAAAUAAAAGCAGACGCUUACCAGGACAGCAUUAUGCAACGAGCGUCGAAUCUGAAGAAUACGUAUUUGACACCAAAGAGUAUAUUGAUUUUAAGAAACAAUUGCGACAGCAAAAUGUUAACAACAAGGAUGGACACACGUGCUUGCAACUGGAAUGCCGGCUAUGCGAGCGAAUGCCGGCGACGUCAACAACGCGUGCACAUGGACCGCUGGCUUACAUAAACAAGAAAACGGGCGCCUUUAUUUGUCCCAGCUGUGAUGUUAAACUAACCCUUGCGAAUGCCGCCAGGGCUUACCAGACACCGGCGCUGUCGGGCUAUCAGCGCGCGCCAAAAAAGACACCGGAAUAUGCAUCACGUUUCCCCAAUUUGGUGAAUGUUCCAACGGAGGCCUGCGAAGCGCUCGGUCUGCGAGGCUUGAAGGAGGCCCAGCUGAAUGCCAUUGGUGCACUGUAUGAGCCCGAGCAGCAGCUGCUGCACUUUAAGCUGCGCAACGCGGCCCACCUGGUGGUGGGCGAGAAGGUGCUGCGUCUGAGCGACCGCAGCGAGCAGACAUUCCAGGGCAGCUCCAGCUCUGGUCUGCUAAUACACGGCACAGGGAACAAGAGCAAGGCGGUGCUGGUGAGCAAUCUGCUGGACUUUAUAGUGCUGGCCACGCAGAACAUCGAAACACAUUGCAUCGUCUGCCUGCCGUAUGCAUUGCAUCUGCUGCCGCAAGAAUGCCUGCCUGGCUUAGAGCGCUUCAAGGAGUUGGUCUUCUGGCUGCACUAUGAUGCCACGCACAGUUGGGAUGCGGCACGCGCGUUUGCACAGAAAAUGGACGAGAGACGCUGCCUGUUGAUACGGCCCACCGAUACGGAGCCAGCGCCGCAUUUGGCUCUAAAGCGACGGCUCAACGUGCGCCACAUAUUGGCCAAGGCGACGCCCGUGCGGCACAAAUCGAUUACCACAUUCAAUGCCCUGCGCAACGACAUUUUGAGUGAGCUACAGAACAUCGAGAAGGUGAACGGUGUCAAAUGGAAACGGUUUCCGGUGCUCAACAAGCUGCUCAAGGGUCAUCGCAAGGGCGAGCUCACCAUAUUGACGGGGCCCACGGGCAGCGGGAAAACGACCUUUACUAGCGAGUACUCGCUGGAUCUGGCCAUGCAGGGCGUCAGCACACUUUGGGGCUCCUUUGAGAUACGCAACACGCGGCUGGCUGCGACACUGUUGCGUCAAUUUGUUGGCUAUCCGCUGGAUGAUAAGCUGCAAGAGUUUGACCACUGGGCCACAGAGUUUGAGCGCCUACCGAUGUACUUUAUGACCUUUCAAGGUCAGCAGCCGCUCAAGCCAGUGCUGGAGGCCAUCGAGCACGCCCAGUACGUGCACGACAUUUCCCAUGUGAUUAUAGACAAUUUACAGUUCAUGAUGGGCGUUUCAUCGUAUCGCGGUGACAAGUUUUGGGAACAGGACUCCAUUAUAGCAGCAUUUCGUGGCUUUGCCACCAAACACAAUGUGCACGUCACUUUGGUCAUGCAUCCUCGCAAGGAACGGCAGGAGGAUGAGCUGACAACGAGCUCGGUAUUUGGCACCGCAAAGGCCACACAGGAGGCAGACAAUGUGCUGAUCAUACAGGACAAGCGGCUGACCUCGGUGCGUGGCAAGAAGUAUCUCCAGAUAGCCAAGAAUCGUUACAGCGGCGAUCUGGGCAUAAUGCCGAUGGAGUUUGAUAAGGAUGCUCUCAGCUACUCCAGCUCAGUGCAGAGCGCCAAACGACGACGGGAGCGUGAAAAGACAUCACCAACUGAGAGUUGACCCCAGUUUCA